UUCGGUUCAAUCUGAUCUUGGUUCAAGCCCGCAACUUCAUGAUGGACCAAGCAGGAUAGAAGUGGCUUGAGCACGGGAUGACCGAUGCCAGAGGGGCAUUGCGCAAAACUGGUUUCCAAGAGCAGGGGAAGCUGCCUGGAACAAACCGCACCCUGCUGCCAGCCAUGAAGAAAAGCGGAAAGGCGCACUUUGAGGAGCAUGGGUGCCCAGACACGCGUGCGUUUGCAGCACUGCUCCUCAAACGGUUUGAGACCUUGGAAGAGGCUUACAGGCACUUCGAUGGCAAUAAGAACUACCAGCUGGGGAUGACGGAGUUUGUUUCUGGAGCAAGAGCUUUGCAUUUCACAGGCAACGCCAGGGCAGUGUUUAAGGAAUUGGACAAAAAUAACAACGGAAACAUCUCCAUAGAGGAGUUCAAGGCUUUUCGCCUGCUAAAAGCCUCAGAGGAAGAAGCCGUGACAUCCAAGACGCGCCGUGACGAGGUGCUGGAGCGAAAGCAGCGCUCACCCAUUCAGCCUCCGAGCAGACACAUGCGGAGUACAUGUUUGGCUUCUAGCCACAUACGGUUUCCUGAGGCUGAACACAUCUCGUCCUCUGCCGGCUUCUUCUCUUUCAAACGUGAAGGUACUGGCCGUUCAGACUUAUUGCUUCACCCUGAUCAGCUUCCAGGCUGCGAUGGUGAGAACUUUUCGAAAGAGCACGGGCCUGGCUACUGCCAGAAAGGUCCAGAGCACUUUGCAGAGGUAAUGACAGAUAUGCAUCCUCUUCGUGGCAACAAAUUCAAGAUUGGGAGCAUGGUGACUCGGACGGAACGCUUCGGACCUGCUAUCCCUUCGGUGGAAGGCAAGAAGGACCUCGACCACAGCGCAUCCAACUUCGCGACCUACAAGGGUCAGAUGCCUCAAACGAACUGGCGCACGGACGGCACUGGAGCGCAAGUGCUUUUGUCCAAAAGGGCACGAAUGUGCCUUACAACUGGUUUUACAGACAGCUUCAGCGUUGGCCUGGUCAAGCCAGUGCCAUUCGGUCCAUGGGGUGAGUCCAGAAUGACCUUGAGACUCUCGAGACUAAAAUCCCAGAGUGAGACCUCCUUGAAGUACAAGGACAAACGAGACUAAUUCGUGGAAGCUGGAUUGCAAU
Molecule: messenger RNA, 1140 nt
Organism: Durusdinium trenchii
Lineage: Eukaryota; Dinophyceae; Suessiales; Symbiodiniaceae
Source: the annotation of a GenBank genome assembly